Messenger RNA from Prorocentrum cordatum, 3320 nucleotides. Lineage: Eukaryota; Dinophyceae; Prorocentrales; Prorocentraceae. The record is from the annotation of a GenBank genome assembly.
CGCGGCCCGCGGCGAGGCCGCUGCCCAUGCCCACGGCGGAGCCGCCCAAGGCCGCGGCCGCCGCGGCGCGGGCGCCCCCCGCGGCGGCCGGCUUCGAGAGCCUGCUGGAGGAGCUCGACUCGCUCCGGGCCCGCCUGCUGGACCAGCACCGGCGGGAGCUCCACGAGCAGCGGCUCGGCAGCGGCCGGGCCGCCCGGGAGAGUGUCUCCACGGAGCGCGGCCUGGACGCGCUGUAUGCCCUGGAGGCCGCCCCCGCGGCGCCGGAGCACUCGUAUGCCCUGGCGAGGCCAUCCGUGGCGGAGCCGGAGCAGUUCGUGGUGGAGUGGGCGUCCGGGACCGACCCCUCGGUCACGGAGCAGCCGUCGGAGAAGCUGCAGCUGAGGUGGGACUUGCCGACGAGGGGCUCCACACAGUCCGAGGCGACCGAGCUGCAGACUAUCCAGGAGCCGACCUCGAUCUACACGGUCCUGGACGGUUGGGUGAGCAGCGUGCCGAUCUUCCAGCUGGCCGCGAUAGACUCAGCAUCGACGGCGGACAUACGCCGGAAGGCGAAGCUCUCCAAUGCGGACGGCGCGAUGGGCUCGAGUCUGACGCUGGGGGGAGCCCUUGAGGAUCUCAAGGAGCCUGAUACGCUAACCUUUGUUUCGACAGGGUUUAUUUCGAAGUGGUUGAUGGUGCACCCUAUGCAGUGGAGUGUGACCUUCUGGAGUUUUCUGAGCCUUCUGCUGAUUGCCUACGACACAGUAACCGUGCCGCUCUUCUUCUUCUACACGUUCGCCCACGUCCCUCUAGUGAUUGUGUUCGUGGACUGGCUCGCCAGAGUCUUCUGGACCUUGGACAUCCCGCUGUCCCUCGUGACCGGCUUCCACAAGGAGGGCUACAUCGAGAUGAGGUUCAGGGCCGUGGCUGGGGCGUAUGCUCGGUCGUGGCUCGUCUUCGACAUCAUCGUCGUCGUGUCCGACUGGCUGGUCGUCGCCCUGAAGGACAGCUCCACCCUCUCGGCGGUGCCGGUCCUGCGGUCGCUGCGGCUGGUCCGCGUGCUCCGCCUGCUCCGCCUCGGCCGGCUUUCGCACAUGAUCAACGAGAUCUUGUUGUACGCCUCCGACGGGGUUACUCUCGGCGUCAGCGUUCUGAAGCUGACCGUGGGGCUCUGCGUCGGCGUUCACCUCGUCGCGUGCGUCUGGUACGGCGUGGGCGACAGCAACAGCUCCGGAUGGGUCUCCAGGGAGGCGCUCCUGGAGUCUGCGGCGCCCUCCGAGCAGUACCUGUUUUCCGUGCAUUGGGUGAUCACCCAGUUGCAGGGCACGAGUCUCACGCCGCCGCGGACGAUCUUGGAGAUCGGCUUCCAGUCCCUGGUGCUUCUGGGCGCCCAGGCUUUCGUUGCGAUCUUCAUCGCUAACCUCACGCAGGCCAUGAUAUCCCUGACGGACACCCAGAAACUGCAGAUGCAGCAGGCAGCCAGGCGCUACCUGCGCCGCCGGCGUAUCUCUCCCGCGCUCUCGUACCAGGUGCGCGCGCACUUUGGGAAGAACAGCAGCGGGAAGGUGUCCGUGCAGGACACCAUGGAGCUGGAGGACAAGCUGGUCGAGUCCCUUCCGCUGGUGCUGCGGCAGCAGCUCUACGAGGAGGUGCGCCUGCCACUGCUGAAGCUCGUGCCGCUUUUCAGGCGCGACGGCUUCUCGAACACCCGGCUGCUGAGGCAGCUCUGCUGCAAGGCCAUCUCGGGAGUCUCGUUGAUAUCGGGCGAGCUGGUGUUCAGCCUCGGGGACGCGUGCAGGCAGAUGCUGGUCGUCGAGUCCGGCGCUGGUGUCUACGUGAAGCUGAAGAAGUCUUGCGAGACCCGCUCCGCGUUCGGGAGGACACUGACGACCUACCUUAAAGAGCAAGCCUCUGAGGAAUCGGACAUGAAGCAGGUGAUCCGUUACCGAGGCCAGCACAUUUGCGAGGCCGCACUGUGGACGCGUUGGACGAACCAGGGAGAGUUGUUCGCAGAGGGCGACUGCACGAUGCUGUGUCUAAUGAGCACCGAGUUCGCCACCAUCGUGAGCGCGUACGAGACCACCCGCGUGCUCUGUCUCAAAUACGCAGCCUGCUUCGUCUCGUGGUUGAACGACAGGGCCCGCAUGCAUGAGACGUCGGACGUGAUGGAGACCCCGAAGCAGCUGAUCCCCGAGUACCUGCAGAAGCUGGCGGACGACAGCGCCUUCGUCUUCAUCUCGCACUUCAAGGAGGAGGCGGGGUCGGACGCGGCGCUCAUCGAGGAGGGCAUGCGCCGCAUCAUCAAGGAGAACCCCGCCCACCCCGCGUUCAACCUCAGGAGGCCGAUUUUCCUCGACUCCAACGACCUUGUGGAGACGGACCACAUCAGGACCACGAUCGGGAGCAGCCACAACGUGGUGGUGCUCCUCACGGACAACGUGUUGACGAGGCCCUGGGUGCUUAUCGAGAUCGUGACCGCCCUGAAAGCCCGCCUGCCGAUCCACCUGGUCACAAUCCAGCGCCCCGGUGUGGAUUUUAGGUUCCCCAGCGAGACCUUCCUCGAGCGCCUCGCCGCGGGCGAGGGCCUCACCCCCAGCGCCCGAGCGCUCCUGAGGGCGGAGGGCAUCACCGCCGAGGACCUGCUGCUCCUGGGCAACGCCUUCCAGCGCAUAGCCCUGCCGUUCUCCCCGCACAAGUCCAUGAACGUGCGGGAGGCGGAGCUGCUGGACAUCAUGAAUCGUUGUGAGAUCAGCGGCUCCAAGUUCUCGUUCCGGCGACCUGACGAUCUGGUACGCUCAAGGAGCUUCGGGGAGCCGCAUUCGCCGCCGGCUCCUUCAACUCUACCACGGUAAAUGACCACCACCACCAAGAUCGGGAAAGUGCGCGAUUUUUCUUGAUGUUGGCAGGAUGUCGGUAGUUGUGCAUUUGGCAUUGUUGUGGCCCUCCCUCGCGCCCAAGGGGCUGGAACGGGGCUUAUCAAGACACGCGGCGGUGGUGUAUAUAAUUUCAAUUACACUGGGGCACGGUUUAGGUAUCCCACCACCACCAAUACCACCAAGUUGGGAUUUCCCAUAGCGCUCGUGCGCUGUUCUGCGCUUCUGUUCGCCGGGGUGGCGUGGCACCGUCUGACAGGGCCCUAGCUCUGAUCCGGUGGUGUAUAUACAGGCCUCGUAUCCAAAGCGAUAUCCGAAGCUAUCUUCGCCAAGCUAUAGUCGCCCAGCGGCGCCUCGCAAUGUUGAAUCAUAAUUUUUCCAUGCGGCCAUUGGCGUCAUCUGGCAAUGGCUGUCGUUACACGUAGAAGCUGCAUCUCGUCGUCUUACCGUCCCUUUUCUCUCUUUGUC